AUGGUCCUUGACUUGCUAACCCUCACCGCGAUACCCACUGCCGUUGGCGCCUCAGAAGCCGUCCACCAGCAGCGCGUCCUAGACGAAGAAGCAGAGUCGGAAGAGCGGCAGGCCCCCUUCCACCUCGAUGUCUAUUGCGACGCGCAGUCACGGAAACGAAAUGAAGUCCACGGCGCAAUCGUUGUCUUAAGAGACGGGAAGCUCUGUCUCUGGCCCAAAGACCCUCAUACAAAGCUUCCGAAGGAUGACUCAGACAGCGAUUCCACCCCGCACCCUUUCACCGGCUUCUACCUCCCUUUUCCGACUGAAGACCUCCCGCAUCGACCCAUCCCUGCCCCACCGAUCCUCGGCCUUGUCAGCACGAUACCCUCCGAUACCUCCACUCCAAAAUCCAAACACAAAAAGCCGAAGCUCAAUUGGAUAUACGCAGACAAGCAGACGCGGGAGCUGAAGUACGGCCCGCGCAUAGAAGCACGGGAGCACAUAGUUGGUCCUUGGGAUUGGACGGAAGAUGAUGAGCAGGGAUUGACGUUGAACGGGGAGGAAUGUUUGGUUGCCGUUGAAGAAGAAGAGAAGAGCGGCCUGGGAUGGGCUGUAUACUGGGAUAAGGAUGAUGAUCGAUUGAAGGGUCUGGGUGUGGCGCAAGAGAAGAGGGUGCUGAGGUGUAGCUUGGAGAGGAGGCUGGUGCAUGAGCCAACGCUGGUAGAAGUUGAGUAA
Molecule: messenger RNA, 717 nt
Organism: Trematosphaeria pertusa
Lineage: Eukaryota; Fungi; Ascomycota; Dothideomycetes; Pleosporales; Trematosphaeriaceae
Exons: 2
Coding region: 1-717 (238 amino acids)
Source: RefSeq, a predicted model, not a curated record